AUCUCUCUCUCCUUCCUUCUCCAUCAUCCCCUGUGUGUCGGUGAUCAGAUCUCUCCUCUCGAUUCUCUCCCUGCCGACGCUAACGUGCCUUCAAAGCAAAGCCGAGUUUUCACCAGUUUUGCUCGAUUCGGUUUGGAGAAAUCGAGAGAGAGAGAGUCUGAGAGGUGAAUGAGAAAUUGGCCUGCGAUUCUGUCUCUGUCGGUGGAAGGUUGCAAGAGCAUAAGCCUCGUGAUUUGGAGCUUUGGUCGUUGGGGCCAAUGCGGCUGAUCUGAUUCGAAUUUCAUCGUCUAUCAAUUUUUUUUUGUUUUGUUUUGUUCACCUGAAUUUAGAUUGAAUUUGAUACGAUCAUGAUGCAGGGAGAUCCUCAGCGUAAAAAGAACAAUCUAGAGAUGGAGUUCUUUUCUGACUAUGGGGACGCCAGCAGAUUCAAAAUCCAAGAAAUGAUCGGAAAAGGAAGUUAUGGAGUUGUUUGCUCAGCUAUAGACACCCUUACUGGUGAGAAAGUGGCCAUUAAGAAAAUACAUGAUAUCUUUGAGAAUAUAUCAGAUGCUGCGAGGAUUCUUCGCGAGAUUAAACUCCUCAGGCUCCUAAGGCAUCCAGAUAUUGUUGAAAUCAAGCACAUUAUGCUUCCUCCUUCGAGAAGAGAGUUCAAAGAUAUUUACGUUGUGUUUGAGCUUAUGGAGUCUGAUCUUCACCAAGUUAUUAAAGCCAAUGAUGAUUUGACAAAAGAGCACUACCAGUUUUUCCUAUAUCAGUUAUUGCGUGCACUCAAGUACAUUCACACAGCUAAUGUCUACCAUCGAGACCUGAAGCCAAAGAAUAUAUUGGCGAAUGCAAACUGUAAACUUAAAAUUUGUGAUUUUGGAUUGGCUAGGGUUGCAUUCAACGAUACCCCCACAACAAUCUUCUGGACAGACUAUGUUGCUACAAGAUGGUAUAGAGCUCCUGAGCUUUGUGGAUCUUUUUACUCGAAGUAUACACCUGCAAUUGAUAUCUGGAGUAUAGGUUGCAUUUUUGCGGAAGUAUUGAUGGGAAGACCACUUUUCCCUGGAAAGAAUGUGGUUCACCAGCUAGAUCUUAUGACUGAUCUGCUAGGGACACCUUCCUUGGACACCAUCUCCAGGGUAAGGAAUGACAAGGCUAGGAGGUACCUAACAAGCAUGAGGAAAAAGCCACCUAUUCCUUUUACACAGAAGUUUCCAAACGCAGAUCCUUUGUCUUUGAAGUUGUUGGAGAGGCUUCUUGCUUUUGAUCCAAAAGACCGGCCAACUGCUGAAGAGGCACUUGCGGAUCCAUAUUUCAAGGGAUUGGCGAAACUGGAGAGGGAGCCAUCAUGUCAGCCCAUUACGAAGAUGGAAUUUGAGUUCGAGAGAAGAAAAGUCACUAAAGAGGAUAUCAGAGAGCUAAUCUCUAGGGAGAUACUUGAGUACCAUCCUCAACUGUUAAAAGAUCACUUGAGCGGGGCUGAUAAAACCAAUUUUCUCUAUCCAAGUGCUGUUGAUCAAUUUAGGAGACAGUUUGCACAUCUUGAAGAAAACAGUGGGAAAACUGGCCCUGUGGCACCUCUUGAAAGGAAACAUGCCUCUCUUCCCAGAUCAACAGUGGUACACUCAACCGCAGUUGCACGAGGAGGACAACCUAAAUUUUCGAAUAACUCAAACGCAUUGAAACCUGAAACUACUCAAAACAUUCCGCUUAAUCAUCAUGCAACGUUACAAGCACAACAAAGAAACCUCUCAGCUGCCAAACCAAGCGCAUUCAUGGGCCCAGUGGCGCCUUAUGACAAUGGCAGAGGCAGUAGAGAUCCAUAUGACCCGAGAUCAUUCAUCCGCAGCAGUACUCUCCCUUUUCAACAACAGUCUACAACAACAGUCACCAUGGGAAAGCAACAAGAGAGGAGAACAACAACCAUGGAGUCUGAGAAGCAGGCAAGACAAAUACAUCAGAGUAAUAGAUACGCACCAGAUGUAACCAUCAACAUAGAUAGCAACCCCUUUGUCAUGGCUAGAACCGGAAUGAACAAGGCGGCCGAAAACAUGAGCGAUCACCGGAUCAUAAUCGAUACAAAUCUGUUACAGGCGACAGUAGGAAUAGGAGUUGCAGCGGCGGCUGCAGUAGCUGCUCCUGGUGGUUCUGCUCACCGGAAAGUUGGAGGUGCUCGGUACGGAAUGUCAAAGAUGUACUAG
Messenger RNA from Eruca vesicaria subsp. sativa (arugula), 2186 nucleotides. NCBI's taxonomy places the organism in Eukaryota, Viridiplantae, Streptophyta, Magnoliopsida, Brassicales, Brassicaceae. The record is from the annotation of a GenBank genome assembly.